Messenger RNA from Pyrus x bretschneideri (Chinese white pear), 1813 nucleotides. Its product is annotated as homeobox protein knotted-1-like 1. The record is from RefSeq and is a predicted model, not a curated record. Gene Ontology annotation, cellular component: nucleus. The transcript has 3 exons. Lineage: Eukaryota; Viridiplantae; Streptophyta; Magnoliopsida; Rosales; Rosaceae. Gene Ontology annotation, molecular function: DNA binding. The coding region runs from base 346 to 885 and encodes 179 amino acids.
UAAUCCCUACACCGUUCCAUCCCACCAUCCGUUGUGCAAUAGAAGUCUCUCUCCCAUCCUCUCUCCACGCACAAACAACAGUACCUUGAGGUUCCUUCUCCGCUUUCUCUCUGUGUCCUUCCCUUUUUCUCAGGUUUUUUCUUGGAAAAGAAAGUAAAGUCUUAGUCAAUUUCCAUGUGAAAAUUCAAAAUUCCCCCACAAGAAAACAAAAACAAAAAGAAAAAAAAAAACCUUUGGUUCCUAGUACCCAUCUCUCUCUUUUGCACUUGCACCCUCCCUCGCAAUUAUCACUACAUUAUUGUUGCUUAAUUUUUGGCUACAUUUUUCGUUGAGAACGAUAUACAUAUGGAGGAAUUUUACAGGAUGAUCGCAGGUGUGACAUGUGCAGGUUCAGAUGAUCAUGUGAAUGUUCAUCAGCAAGUUGAAAAUAUGUCUACUAGUACUAGCAGCGCCAGUUGUGGUGGGUUUCAUGGCGGUGGUCAUGUGGUGGAUGAUCAUAAUAUGCUGUUAUUUGGGACGGAGGGUUUAGGAUCCGAUCAUAUGUCUGAUCUGAUCAAGUCCCAGAUAGCCAGUCACCCUCGUUUCUCUGAUUUAGUUACCGCAUACCUAGAAUGCCAAAAGGUUGGAGCACCAGCGGAGAUGAAAAAUCUGCUUGAAGAAAUUGGAAGGGUAAGCCACCCAAUGAGCACCUGCAGUGAGAUAGGAGCUGAUCCAGAACUUGACGAGUUCAUGGAAUCAUAUAUUGAGGUUCUCCAUAGAUUCAAGGAGGAGCUAUCUAGGCCAUUCGAUGAAGCAACAACAUUCUUGGUCAACAUUCAAACUCAACUUAGCAACCUCUGUAAAGGGACAUUCCCAAAUACCUGGGACAAUCACUCUGGUAAAUAAAUCUCUUCAGCUGUAAAUACAUUUUCCUUUUUCAAUCUUAGUUUUUGGAGGGUUUCAAACCUUGAACCUACUUCUACUCAUAGCCCUAACCACUCUCACCACUAGGCCACCCUCAGUAGCUUAUAUAAACAUUUUCCCUUAACUUUCAUCCAGUCUAGGUUUUGGUUUUGUUUUUUCUUCUUCUAAUUGUAUGAAGAAGAAGACACGUAUGUACAUGCAUAUACACCUGUUUAUUCAUCAGUCCAAAGGAGGUUGUAUGCGUACGAGAUUGUACAUGGCUUUCAUUUAAUUGGUUUCUGUUUUAUAUAUUGACAAAUCAUGACACGUGGGAUGAGCAUAACAUGAUGGUGUUUCUGAUGCCCUAGAAAGAGAGAGAUAUAUUUGAAAGUGACUUGGUGGUGGAAAGUUAGAUGCGUGACCUGACGACCUCAUAACUCCACCGGGAGUCUCGGAUAUCACUUGUUCCGUUCUCACAAUAAUAAACAUUCAUAAGUACUUUCACAAAGCCUUCUAUGACCGUCUGUAAGUUAUUUUGAGAGGAUCAAAAUCACUUAUGAAGGGAAACAUGUGAAUUAAUGUUUUGCCAUAAAAUUAUUUAAGGCGAAUGCCCGGAUCAGAUAAAGGUUUUGAAGAGAGAAUUUUUUCAAUUAAUUAAUUUUACAUAAAAUCCCUAAUUUCUAGACAUGAGUAAAUCGUCCUAAUUAAUAGUAGGGUGGUUCUAAUAGGACGAGGUUGUGAAUGAAUCUAAGUUUAAGUUUGCGGGUACUUUAUUUAAUUAGAGAGAUAUUUUAAUUAAUCUAAUUUAAAUUAUAAAAAGAGAUUCCAACUCGAAUUUGGAUGGAGAGAAACAUCAUACUCUAGUCAACUUAAUCAGCUACAUCCAAAGUAUGCAAAUUUGGUGUACUACUGAGUAGAAGAAAAUGGGGGG